CCUCUGCGCUGGAUGGACGCUUUUCUGCUUGCUCUCGCUUGCUCUCACUUCUGCUUGCAUUUUUUGCUACUAUCUGCUGCUAUUUUCUUACACAAAGAGCAACAGCUCUUGGAUACUUACCAAACCAGUGGGACUAUAUUUUCUUUUAGAUAACAGAGGCAUUUUUCAAUAUUUUUACGACGUCCUCAACACUACGCGAGGAGGCCUACCAUUCAAGAUAAGCCUGAGCCCGAGCCUGUGCUACAGUGCUAAAGGUAAUCAGCAUAAGAUGCCUCCUUUCUCUACGGAAGAUUACCACAAACUGCUAAAGAAGAUUUUACUGUUGGAAAUAAAAAUGAAUCGGUUGGAAGUGAAUUUAGAAGUGAAUGGACAAUGUGGCUACAACACCACUCUAGCACUCCUGUCGACUGAAAACACUGGACAGCACCAUGCUACAACCCAGCUAACUAGCAACAAUGAAGCUACGAAGAAACGGGAGGUCCCUGUAGAGGGUAAUAAAUCUACCAGUGAAAAUCCUCCCUGGAACACACUUGGUGCAAAGCCAAAGAGAAGACCACCUCCCUGCGACAAGGGAGAAUGGAUAUCUGGCAGGACCCAGCGCCCCGAUAUCUCUGAUCUGACCGGCUGGCCUGCGCUACCAUCUUCAGCCAGGCAUACUGCGUCAUCAACUCCACUGCCACGUAGGACACAGCAGCGGACAGCUGAGAAGAGGAGAACUACCAAUAAACCUCCCCAGCAAGCAAGUGUCCAACUAAAGAACAGGUUUGCCCCACUGUUGAUGGACAAUGGAUCCCCCUCUGAUUGCCUGAAUAACCCACCAUCACCACGCAGAAGGGUGGAGUUGUUGCUGGAAUUUGGGCGCAUUGUGAUCUACACCACCAGCUUCCGCGUGGUCAGAACCACUUUUGAGCGCUGCGAGCUGGUGCGGAAGAUCUUCCAGAACCACAUGUUGAAGUUUGUGGAGAAGAACAUCGCCCUGGACGGCGAGUACGGCAAGGAGCUGGAUGAGCGCUGCAAGCGAGUGGGAGAGCCUCCAUCGCUGCCUGUGGUCUUCAUAGACGGACACUACCUCGGGGGAGCUGAGAAGAUUCUGGACAUGAACGAAUCAGGAGAGCUGCAGGACCUUCUAACAAAAAUUGAGCGGGUGCAGCACCCCCAGACGUGCCAGAUCUGCGGGGGCUUCGCCUUCAUCCCGUGCCCGACGUGCCAUGGCAGCAAGAUGUCCGUGUUCCGCAACUGCUUCACGGACUCCUUCAAAGCCCUCAAGUGCACUUCCUGCAACGAGAACGGACUGCGGCCUUGUGGGAGCUGCAGCCAGUGAGCAUGUCAAGUGCCUGAUCCCCACCCACCACCACCACAACUCUCGCUUUUCUUCCGGGACUCUCUCCAUCCUCCACGGCCAUUUGUCAUAAACUAAAAGGCAAAACUUUGUAAUAAAACAUUUUGUGCAAUGGCUCCUUACAUGACUUACACUGGGCAACACAUGGUCGCUGUAGUUUAUUGCACACAUCAUGUACAUAACAUAUCACCCUAAUCUCUGUGACUACACCCCCUGCUGGCGGUAAACCGUAUAGAAACCGUUAUGGACACUUGCCUCUGAACAUUCAUUUACACAAUUAAAAAAAACAGCAAUACACAAAUGAUGGAUGCUUGUUUCUUAGCAUCAGUAGCAAGUAAUGAAGAUGUCAGGUUUAAACACUGAUGACAUCUAUUAAACAAGACAAGAAGCAAAGAAUCAAACAGAGGCAGAAUUAAAUUUUGCUCAAUUGGAGGAGAAACGUGUCGACCUGUAACCUCUUACAGUGUCACCCACGCUCCGGCGAAAGAUUGUACGCCACCUCUUUUUAUUUGGACUUUCCCUGUU
Molecule: messenger RNA, 1864 nt
Organism: Entelurus aequoreus (snake pipefish)
Lineage: Eukaryota; Metazoa; Chordata; Actinopteri; Syngnathiformes; Syngnathidae
Gene: grxcr1a
Product: glutaredoxin and cysteine rich domain containing 1 a
Exons: 4
Coding region: 269-1321 (350 amino acids)
Biological process (GO): sensory perception of sound
Source: RefSeq, a predicted model, not a curated record